AUGGUGACGUCACCUCUACUGUCGGCCUGUAGCGGGGGCGUCUGCCUGUCACGUGACGCUACCCCCCCCUCCCGACUCCCCGCCGAAUCCCGCGCGCGCGCUCCCUCCCCCAGUCCCUUCUCUCCAACUUUCGCCCUCCCCGCUCCAGCACGGCUGUCAACAGCGCCAGCUCCGCCCCCUCCCCCCGCGCCCAGUGUAACCGCCACGGCGGCGCGGCUGGCGCUCCGGCUUAGGUCCGGGCUCCUGGAAGAGAGCGUGACUUCGGUCCUCACCUAUCCCCCAAUUCCCAGCGCGCUGGAUGCGUGGACGCCGGAGCCAGGGUGCGCGCAGGCGCAGGACGAGGCGGAGACGCAAGGUCCAAGCUCAGAGGGGGCGAGUUGCGCUCAGCAGCCUCCUGGUCUUGGCACGUCUCCGCUGGGGGUUGACCCCCCCCCCCCCGCGGCGGGAUCCGCAACCGGGAGCCAGCCGUCGACCCCCUACCCAGCGGCCCGCGCCUCCGCGGCGCUCCCGCCUCCACUAUCCCUGCCUCCUGGGCGGCGCACGCAAGUCCUGCCUGGCUUCGUCUCGGGCCGCCGCGCGGCCGCUGGCUGUACGACGAGGGGCCAAGCACAGAAUGCCUCCUUGAACCCCCUCGGCCACCCCGCCGUGCACUGCUGGGGUUCCCGAUUGGAUGGCUGUCACUGCUGCGCCUCGUUCUAUUUUCCCCCUCGGUUCCCUGCUAAAAGUAGAGGCUUGGGGGAGGGAAAAGAAAACCCAGUGUUGAAAGGGGCGGUGCAGACUGACCUGUCAACGGCAGAGAAGGAAGACCCCCAGGUCGGGGCGAGCUCUCGAGCCCGCGCAGGGAACGGAGCCCUGGUUCCCGCGGAGCGGCGCGGCGGCAGCGGCUGUGGCUCAGCCAGGUGUCCCCCCUCGGCGGGGCCCGCGCUGCCGCGCCCGCCCCCUCCCCCGGCGCCGCGCUCCCCGCCCCAUCAUCAGGGACCAGGGAACCCCCCAGCUCGAUUUUUUUGUGCAGUUUCAGAGAAGGCGGAGCGGUGGCCCCUCCUCCUCCCCUCCCCCGCCGGCUCCUGGGAGAGAAAAGCCCCAGCACACGACCUAAGUACACAGCGCGCCAGCCGCCCGCCCGCCCCCGGCCUCCAGCUCGCCGCUUCCCCCUCCCAGUCCCGGCCAGAGCGCUGCCAACCCCAUCACGUGCCCGCCCGGGAAAACCAGCUCCCCGGGGCUCCGCGCCGCCCGCCAGGCUCCGUGGCGGCGGCGGCGGUGGCGGCUGCCUCACUCGGCUGGGCACCCAGCUCGUGGGCUCCGGUCGUGGCCCAGGCGGUCGCGCACAACGUGGGCACCCGCGCCCUAGUCACCCAAUGGGGCCCCGGGGUCUGCAGCUCUUGGGUGUGCUUGCAAGCCUUCCGCGCUUCCGCCCUCUACCCUCCUCCCCGCCUCGGGAGCGCCAGCGCCCUGGUCCCGGAGUGUGCGCGCGUCCGGGCCUCUCCUGGGAGCCAGGGGCCCGACUAG
This is a messenger RNA of Phacochoerus africanus (Common warthog), 1506 nucleotides long. RefSeq names its product basic proline-rich protein-like. The transcript has 3 exons. Lineage: Eukaryota; Metazoa; Chordata; Mammalia; Artiodactyla; Suidae. The record is from RefSeq and is a predicted model, not a curated record. Bases 1 to 1506 code for a protein of 501 amino acids.